Chenopodium quinoa (quinoa) is the source of this 1993-nucleotide messenger RNA. RefSeq lists its product as uncharacterized. The transcript has 2 exons. Lineage: Eukaryota; Viridiplantae; Streptophyta; Magnoliopsida; Caryophyllales; Amaranthaceae. The record is from RefSeq and is a predicted model, not a curated record. Bases 1 to 1110 code for a protein of 369 amino acids.
AUGUUUGUGUACCAUUCAAGGAGAUCAAGGUCUAGGGGUUUAGACAGCCCUCAUAGGAAAAGCUGGUCUGAUGAAGAUGAUGGUUACAAAAGAAGGCGUGGAAGGUACAGUCCACGCAGAGGAGAUGACAGAGAGACCAGCAAUCUUGACAGGGAGAUGCAAGAAGAAAGAAGAACAUGUCAAGAUUCUCGUUUCGAUGUAUCAGAGGGGAGCACUGAUGGUCAGGGAUAUGUUGCUGGCACAAAGAGAAGCUCACAAAAGAGGGAAAGAGAGAGAUUGUUUACAGACCAAGACAACAAAAGUAGAAAAGUUGAUGCUAAUUCUUCCAAAGGUGAGAUUGCAGAGGGAGGAGUAAGUGACAGAUACCAUGAACACAAGAGUAGAAGCUCAAGUAGGCAGAACGGAGUUGCAGAGUCAGCUCGUGAAUGUCCCCACAAUAAAGUUGACAAAUCUGAUGUGGGAAAGAGUCCUUAUGGAGAAAAGAAUUAUGAUGAAUUUCAUAGAUAUAAAGAUAAACGUGUCACUGCAAAGAAAAUUGAGGCAGCCUCCUUAAAUAACUCUCAUGGUGAUAGUCAGGACAAUGAGGAAGAUGGACACCACAGUCGUAGUAAGGAAAAAACAAGGAUGAUGAAAGAUGAAGCAGAAUCAUCUAGCAGUGCUUCUCAAUGUUCUGAUGAUAGUAGGCUUGUAAAGGUCGAAAAGAGGCAACAAAAGAAAAGAAGAAAAAGUUCGAGGUUUAAGGAUAAGACACGUGCUCAAAAGGAUGUAAGAAAAAGCUCAAGGCUACAGAAACAGUCAGGCUCUACAGACACAGAGAGUGAUGGGGAUGAUGAUAGACACCAUAGACAUAGUAGAAUACAUUCAAGACCCAUGAUAUAUGAUGUAGAAUCAUCAGAUGGAAAUAAGCUUGGCAGGUAUGAGAAAAGAUCCCACAAGAGUCGAAGAACAAGGUCUAGGUCCAAGUCCAAGAAAGAGUCAGAUUUUGCAGAUACAAAGAGAAAUAGAGAGAGGAUUGAUGAAGAAGAUAGGCAUUGUGGACACAGAAGUGCCCAGCACCAUGUCAAGGAGCCGGGCAUGUCAGAAGUUGUUCUAAUGCAUACAGGGGCUUAGUUGAAGUUGAUGUUGAGAAUUUUGUUUCUAUUGAUAGGUCCAGAAGUUACUGCGGGACUUGUAAUCAAACUGCAAGAUCUGAUUUCAUGAAUCCUGAUGUUCAAGGAGGGAUUUUAUGUAGAUCUAGUGAUGGAGACAAGCUCCAUGAUUCAAGUAACAGGGAUUCGGCACCUGAAAGAGAACGCAAAAGGCCUGAUGAAGAACGUAUGUUACAGGUUUAUAGAAGUGAUGAGGAAGCUACUGCACCUGGAAUGGUGGCAACUAGUUUGGUGCAUACCAGCUUUAAGGGCACUGAUAAUGAGGCGAAGGGUGAGCUUGAAAAGGCUUGUCGUCUUGCUGCUUUGAAGAAGUUAGAAGAGAUUAGAAUGAAGAAAGAUACUCAGACUUUUCACCGUAGGGAGCCUAUUGAAAGUUUGAAAAUUUGCACCGAAGAAAAUAUACAUGGUAGAGUCCUGGAGAAAGCUAAUUCAAGUAAAGUGGAAGUAUGUGAAAUUUCUAUAAAGAGAAGGAUUUAGUAUUCAAUGAGGUCAGUAAAUCUUCAGGUUAAUAAUUUGUGCCCUUGUUUUGCCAGCCAAUAUCUGAAUAUCGGAAAGCCUUCUACAUAAUGCUGUAAAGUGUAAAGUAGAGCAAGGUAUGCUAUUGCCAUCAGAUGCCUGUCUGGAUGUUCCUGUAUUUUGCAGAAACGAUGUAUCACCAUUCUUCAGGUGUAUGUCUCCAUUUAUGAUGGUUGUGUGAAGUGUUCAUUUCUUUGGAAAGUUCCUCAUCUUGUAUAUACUUCAUACACUUUAAGGGCUGUUAGGCUUUUAGAUUUUGAGAUGAAAAAACAGCAAAAGGAAACAAAAAUUAUUGAGAUAGAGCAUGGAAGAAAUUUUGUUCAUUCCAA